CGAGCAGCUGUGAAGCAGACGUUUUUAUAAAAAGAGGGUUUUUUUUUUAUAAAAAAUGGGGUUUGUUGAGUCGAGGCGCGACACGUACAGUCUCGCCUCCCGGAUUGUUACUUGUUAGCGGUCUGUGGUUAUUGGAUAUUUCUACUGAUGUAAAAGUAAAUGAUCUCUCAUACAGACACUCGGUGUACUAAAGGACGGACGUGUGAAAUUCCUGUGUGAAUCAGCUGUGUUUUGUAGUGAAUUUCGUCGGACCCAGAUCAAUAUUUUUUUCUGGGAAAUGUUUGAAGCAUAAAGACCUUAAUGUCAAAAAGCGAGACAACGCUUCUAAAUCAAACGCGAUAUAAAUUUGAAAGUGUUUUCAAAAGUGUGAAAUCGAGGACUAGCCGGUCCUUGAUGAACCCGACAACUUAUAAUCCUUGCAUUCUCACUCUUUGUAUAUCGAAGAGACCCUGUCGCUAUUCUGCUAGAGAUCCAAGAUUAAGACACUGGUCAAGAGAACUUAUCGCCUCAACGUAGACAAGACACUCACGCUUUUUGAAAUCGAUUAUCUUCGUAAGAAGGUCUUCAACAAAGUAAGUACUGAAUAUCGUACUUCAACCUCGUGGAAUGGAAACGGAAAGACCCCGCGCAAAUGGAAUCCCAGGUAAAAUUAAACAUGAGCAGAAAGUACCGUCUGAAGAGGAGAAGGCUUCGUCGCCGCUGCUUAUUAAAACUAACGACUUCAAGUACAUAGACGCCGUUCAUGAUAGCAACACUGAUAUCAGAGACUUAGAUAAGGAAGAUCUCAAUUUAGUGAACUCUAUAAAAACGGAUGAUGGAAAGAGAGACAGUCUUAGUGUAGCGUAUAGUAAGGAUGACAAUGAUGAUGACGCGAAAUCUACUAACGACCGUGUUAAGUUUAUGGGAUUGGGAGACGUAGAUAGUAUUUGCUCGAGUAAGCCUGCUGAGCCAGAGCCUCAGAUACCCGAUGGCGGAUGGGGCUGGGUGGUCGUGGUAGCUUCAUUUCUGAUCGCAACUGUAGCAGAUGGUUUAGCCUUUAGCUAUGGGUUAUUACAGAGUAAGUUUGUAGAUUUCUUUGCGACAAGUGAAGCAAAGACUUCACUGAUCGGAAGUCUAUUCAUAUCGGUUCCACUUAUUGCCGGACCUAUUAUGAGUUCUUUGGUUGAUCGAUAUGGUUGCAAAAAAAUGACAAUACUCGGUGGAGUUUCAUCUACAAUUGGAUUUGUGGCUGCUUCGUACAGUAAUACCGUAGAAACAUUAUAUAUAACUUAUGGACUAAUAGCUGGGCUGGGAAUGGGCUUGCUUUAUGUCACAGCUGUAGUAUCUAUAGCUUAUUGGUUUGAGAAACGUCGCAAUCUAGCUGUCGGAUUAGGCUCUUGCGGCGUUGGAUUUGGAACGUUUGUAUACUCACCCUUGACUACUUAUUUUUUGGAUGAAUAUGGCUGGAGAGGCACUUUGUUACUCCUCGCUGGCACAGUACUUAAUGUGUGUGUUUGUGGAGCUGUAAUGAGAGAUCCUGAAUGGCUGAUAUUAGAGCAAAAGAAACGGAGGAAACUUAGUAAAGCUAAGAGAGCAUCUAGCUCAACUUCUAUAUCAGGAAGAUCGGGUAAAUCUGGUGGUGGAGAAUCAAUAUAUCCCGGCAUAGAUGAACUUAAAUCAUUAAUGCAAAGUGGUGAUACACCUGAAGAAAUCUUAAUGUCUUUAGUUACAUCAAUAGCAGAAGCAGAAAAUGUUGAAGCGGUUACCAAGAGAAAUGCUGAUAUUUCACAAUUGCAAAAAGGCAGUUCUGUAAUUAAUUUGCCAACAUUUUUGAAAAAUCAUGAAAGGGUGCCUAUUGAAGUACUGGAUCAAUUGAAAUCAAACGAACGCUUAUACAACAUUGUUUUACAAAAUUAUCCAUCACUACUUGCUUUGAGGACCUCAUCUGAAACUAAACUCCCAAUCGAAUCAGAUAAAAAAAAGAAUACUAAGGAUAAAUUAAACAAAAAAGAUAAAAAGGAAUUUGAGAAAAAACUGGAAAGCGCAAGAAACAAUUUACUUGUACCGAUACCUGAAAAUAAUGUUAUAUCUCCUAAAGCGGUUCGUCAAGAUUGGUUUACGAGACAGCUUCAAACGGAUCAUCAUUACCUUAGAGAUAUUCGGGUUCAUCGAAACUCUAUCAUGCAUCGUGGUGCUAUGAUGAACAUCGCCAAAUACAAGCUGCGUGCAUCAUCAUGUCCUGAUAUUUACAAGAACUCUAUGUGGUCGGUUGAGGAUCAAGAGGAAAAGACUUGGGGUCGCAGGUUUAUAGACAUGAUCAAUAAGACAUUUGACUUCAACAUGUUCACCGAAUUCCACUUCCUGAUGAUGAACCUGUCAACCAUUGUACUCUUCAUUUGGUUUAUCGUGCCGUACUUCUAUAUAUCCAAGUUUAUGGAGGAGAGUGGAUACACGGAAGCCGAAGGUGCGUGGAUGCUUAGUGUCUUCGGUGUCGCCACUAUCAUCGGUAUUGUCGGUCUCGGAUGGAUGGGAGAUCUGCCCUGGGUUAACAUCACUAAGACGUACGGCUUAUGUCUUGUUAUCUGCGGCGGAACAAUAGUACUCUUCCCAGUAUUAAUUCGAAUGAUGGAUCCUAAAGAGACGUCCAGUUUCUACGUACUGAUGGUGAACGCUCUGAUAUUUGGAUUGACCUUCUCGAGUUCAUACUCUUAUACUCCGAGUAUUUUGGUCGAAUUGAUAGCACUAGAGCGUUUCACAAUGGCGUAUGGAUUGGUCUUACUGAGUCAAGGUGUUGGACAUCUGAUUGGACCUCCUAUGGCCGGAGCUUUGCGUGACAGAACUGGAUACUGGGACGCCGCAUUCUAUGUUGCUGGUAUUUGGGUCGUCGUAUCCGGUUUGCUGGUUGCAGUGAUACCAUUCACGAAAAACUUCCGUAUAGUCGGCAAUGCCCCGUUGGCUAAAGACGCGGCAGGCGAGCCAGACCCAAAUGUUAAAAUUAUUAUAGCACACUAAGAAAUGUUUACAGAUUUCGCUACUGUUUGCUGAAGUAGAAAUAUGAUUUAGAUCGGGAUUGAAUAUCAAUCAUAUUAACAUACAUAAUAGUAAUAAUGUAAUUUUAAGGUUUUACAUAAUAUAUAUUAAGUAGAUAUACUUAUAUUGUAUUUGUAAUUUAAUAUGUACCCACAAUCUUAUAAAGUUAAUAGUUUGAUAUGAUUUUACUUAAAUAAUCACCUAUAAUAAUUAUUUAUAUGCAUAGCAGAUUAGUGGGUUACGGGUGGUAGAUAGGACCUACAGUCCGUUCACAUUUAUAUUGCCUCUCGCUGUAAAGUUGGCUAGCCCAAGCACUGUAUUGCUAUAAUAUUUGCUUUUCGAAAUAUUAUGACAUACUUCGGUCCCAGUGCUGUUGCUCUUAAAUUAUGUAUAAGUUUAAUAUACUUUAGUUUUAAAUACACAAGAGCUAGUUAUAUUUUCUCCAAAAUAAAUAACUUUUUAUUAUUGAUAACGACUAAUUACCUACGCAUUAAAAUUCUAUAAGUGAAAUAUUCAUUAUGUAAAUUAUUAUAACUUUUUGACUCAGAAAGCAGGUUAUUUUACCAAUGGGAAUUAACGGGUUUCACAAAUAGGAUUCCCCAGACUGUGCGAACCAUUUAUUUGAUUGAUUUAAGGGCUGACGUCAUGAUAAAUAAUACUAAAAUAUAAAACAAAGAAACAUUCUUAGGUGAGCGCUUGUUAGUGAUUCAACCUACCUUCAAACAGUUCCUUCAGACAUAGCUGAAGUAAUAAAAUUAAAUUAUGGAAGAAGCUACAUAAAAGUACCUAAUAUUUUAAAAUAAUUAAAUUAGUUAUUACAGCUGGUAAAAUGAUAUACCGACAUUACCAUAGUCGGUAAUACUAACAAUAGGUAGGUACUUUAGCCUUACAGAAAACCUGAUACGGGGAAAAAUCAAGCGUGGAUAACCCUAUUUUACAUACCUGGCAGCCACACGUUUAUGAAUAUUUUCAAAUGGAGGAGCUAAAAUAUAAUAGCCUUUUCACUUUCACAAAAUAGCAAGCGGUUAGCACAAUUUUUCUGUCGUUGCUUUGAAUGCAUAUAAUCAUGAUUUAUGAUUUAAAUAAGACCAAAAUAAUAGAAUAAUAAUUAAUCUGUACUGGAAUUGACACGAUACUAAUUGCAACCUAUAAACUCAUGGGCAGUUAAAAUGCGAGAGGCAAAAUAACUGUAAACAGACUAUAAAUACAUGUUAAAAAUUCGACCCAAUUUAAAUUGACACUAUCUAGAUAUAAUAUAUGGUAUUAUUAUGUAUUUUGAUGUGUGAGAGUGAUUUUUACUAUAGGUACUAGGUACUAAUUUAAUUUUUAUAGCACCUUCUUAUGAUUAAGCUACUGAACAGUACAUCUAUUAUAAUACGUACACAUAUGCCAUACUACGGUACCUAACUAUUUAUCCAUUUAAAGCCCCGGUAAAUACCCGAUUUAAAUUAUAAAAUUAUUACCUAUCGCUUAGGUAUUUUUAUAAAAUAUUUAAAGUUAUGUAAAAUUUCUACAAAUCUGUUAUUUUAUUUCUAAUAGGAUUGAAGCUGUUUGAUUAACUUUUAAGUAAGGUUUUUCGUAAGGACCUACUUAAUCUUAUAGCUGCAGGUUGCUAACCUUAUCUACUUACUCACUUUAUUUGUAUAUGUUUUUUAAUAUUGUCUUUCAAUAAAUUAAAUAAUACUAUGA
This is a messenger RNA of Leptidea sinapis, 4698 nucleotides long. RefSeq names its product monocarboxylate transporter 9-like. Gene Ontology annotation, biological process: transmembrane transport; monocarboxylic acid transport. The transcript has 6 exons. Lineage: Eukaryota; Metazoa; Arthropoda; Insecta; Lepidoptera; Pieridae. Gene Ontology annotation, molecular function: monocarboxylic acid transmembrane transporter activity. Bases 607 to 2991 code for a protein of 794 amino acids. The record is from RefSeq and is a predicted model, not a curated record.